GAGCACAUUGUAUCUUUGACCAAUGAAUAUGAAUAUAAAUAACAUUCCACACGAGCAUGCUAUUAUCCAAGCGAAAAAGUUAUCAAUAAUGAAUGACAUAAAGUGGUGCGAACUAGAAGCAACAAUAGGAGGCUGCAAAGAUCAUCCAAAUGAUAAACAACUACCAGGUGUUUGCUCUUCUUGUUUAAGAGACAAACUUUCACAACUUUAUAUAAAGAAUCCUCCUAUUGAUCCUCUCUACUAUUGUUCUCCUUUUUCUCCUGCUUCUCCUCAAUCCACUGAUAAAGCCUCAAUAACUCAUGGGUCUUCAUCUCAUCCUAGAUGCUUUCACCGGAAUGCUUCACAUGCGAAUGCUUCCACUUCUUGCAUGAUAAACUUUAAUUAUGCUUUGAACUUGAAGAAAAGCAAUUCGCUUGCCUUUGCUUCCAGGAUCCGGAACAGGGAGAGGGAUGUUGGUGGUUGCAGGGGAAGAAAGAAAGAUGGCUUUUGGUCCAAGGUACUCAAACUGAAGAGAAAGGAUACAGAGGUAUCUGUCAUUAGUUCAAGAACUUGAAGGUGGAUAUGAUCGGGUAACAUGUUACAUAUACAGCUGUAUCAUAAUUUGGGUGACGUUUUGUUUACGAUCGUAUCAGAAAUUUCACUUUUUCUUUAGAUUUCAAUCAUAGAUGUUAUUGUUAUUAUUUGCAAAGUUAAUUUUGCAUUCUUUCGGUCCGCCAUGUAUGCCACUCUAUCUUGUCUCUUACAUAAGAAAAUUUUGAUAUCUAACAUAAAAAAAAGUCACAAGAUUCAAAAUAUGUUUUUUGUUUGAA
Molecule: messenger RNA, 809 nt
Organism: Cicer arietinum (chickpea)
Lineage: Eukaryota; Viridiplantae; Streptophyta; Magnoliopsida; Fabales; Fabaceae
Source: RefSeq, a predicted model, not a curated record